Camelina sativa (false flax) is the source of this 2257-nucleotide messenger RNA. NCBI's taxonomy places the organism in Eukaryota, Viridiplantae, Streptophyta, Magnoliopsida, Brassicales, Brassicaceae. The record is from RefSeq and is a predicted model, not a curated record.
AAAAAAAAAAAAAAAAAAAAAAAAAAAAAAAAAAAAAAACUCGAUUCAUCUUUAUCAUCUGAGCCUCCUUACCCUUUAUGUGGGUUUUAUCUUUUGGACAUUGUGCAAUCUUGAUUCAACCUAGGCGUUUCCCUUUCUUUGAUUUGGCCAAGAGUGCUCUUUGUUUUGUCAUCUAUCUCAUCUAAGGUGGAUUAAGCAGAGUGUCCUUCUCAUAGUCAGUUUUGAAGAAGGCGGCUUGAUUGCUCACUUUAUUUUUUAGUCUGAUUAAUCUCAGCUAUGGUCUCCAUAGUGAGUUUCCUUAGAGCAUAUUCCAUGAUGAAGUUUUUGCUCUCCCUCAAGCAUGCUGUAGUAGAAUAUUAUGGGUAAGGGCGUCAAAAAAUUUGUAUUCCAAGACAGGCGAGCACUCUUCAGGCUUUCAUUUCCUUAGAAUUUUCCGAUCCGUAUGUUGACUGAAGAAAAUUUGGUUCAGAAUGGCACCGGGAGGUAGGUCUGUCCUCGUUUUGGACAUCAACCCAUCUCUUUAACCCGGUUAUUCCCAUUUUUUAUGUCAGUCCCAAACCUUGUUUGAUCCUGUUUGCGUUCCUUUUAAAAUAGGUUGGGCAUAUCUGGUUUAUACUGGAUAUAUUUCAAGGACUGAAGUGAGCACUCAAUGUGCUUAACUUUUAUUUCUAUAUGAAGGCUCCAUCUACCAAGAGGGCUGUGUUUAGUUGUUUAACAGGAUACUUGUAGAUCUUUUUGUUUUGGUGAUUCUUCCUUUUGGAGAAAAAGCUGAUUGGAGCCGUUUCGAAUUUGGAUUGGUGUGCUGCAAAUGUAGAUGGAAGCAACAGUUCAUCGAUAUGUUUGCUGGAUUUUCAGGUGACAGAUAAUGUUUAUGAGAUGAGGAAUAUAUCUUCUAAAUCUUUUCUAACUUGCAGGUUUCAUAAGCUUUCCAUCAGCUAGCAGUGUCUGCCAUUUUCACUGACUGAUACUACGUAAUGGGAGAUGUGUAUGUCAACUUCCCUCAGCAACCACAGAAGUCUGAACGAGAAAAGGCUGAGAUGUCAAGAAAUCUGCACCCUCAUUCAAUCAAUGAAGAAUCUGAAUCGUCAACUCUAGAAAGGGUAGCGGCAGAGUCAUUAAUAAACGAAGUUCUUGGUAGAGGACUAAUGGAGCAUGGAUGUCCGCAUUACAGAAGAAGGUGUUGCAUUAGAGCUCCUUGCUGUAAUGAGAUCUUUGGUUGCCAUCAUUGUCAUAAUGAGGCAAAGAACAGUAUAAAUGUAGAUCACAAACAGAGACAUGAUAUUCCUCGACACCAAGUUAGACAGGUUAUUUGCUUACUCUGUGGCACUGAACAAGAGGUUGGCCAAAUUUGUAUCCACUGCGGAGUGUGCAUGGGGAAGUACUUCUGUAAUGUCUGCAAGCUCUACGAUGAUGAUACGUCUAAACAACAGUAUCACUGUGACGGGUGUGGAAUCUGCAGAAUCGGUGGGCGUGAAAAUUUCUUCCACUGUUACAAGUGUGGCUGUUGUUAUUCAAUCCUCCUCAAGAACAGUCACCCUUGUGUUGAAGGAGCAAUGCAUCACGAUUGCCCCAUAUGCUUUGAGUUUCUUUUUGAAUCAAGGAACGAUGUGACGGUUUUACCUUGUAGACACACAAUCCAUCAGAAAUGCUUGGAGGAAAUGAGAGAUCAUUACCAAUACGCGUGUCCACUAUGCUCAAAAUCUGUAUGCGACAUGUCAAAGGUGUGGGAGAAAUUUGACAUGGAGAUUGCGGCUACACCGAUGCCAGAACCAUACCAAAACAGAAUGGUUCAGAUUCUAUGCAACGACUGUGGGAAAAAAUCAGAGGUACUGUACCAUGUGGUGGCUCAGAAAUGCCCAGACUGCAAAUCAUACAACACUCGCCAAACCAGAGGUUGAAUCAGAUGCAAUCAAGAGCUUAUUUUCACUUGAACAAAUAGUGUCAUUGGCUCCUUUUACCUGAAGACUUUAUCUCUCGAGUUCUUCCUCUCUCUCUCUUUUUCUUCAGUAUUCUCACUGGUCGUCUAUGUCUCCUUCGUGCGCUGUAGUAGUCUGCUUUAGUUUCCAUUAGAAGAUGUCUCCUUUAUCCCAACUUUGAGAUUAAUAAUUCUACGGCUUUGUUAAAUAGUUUCAUUUUAAUCUGAUAAACAACCCCAAAUCAGAACUUGUGGGAACAAAUUUGUACCAUCAUUUUAUCAGCUGUCCAGUCUCCAGUGUAUGAAUAAAAUCUACUCCUGAUUAGGAGAAUGAUUUAGGUA